Onychostoma macrolepis is the source of this 4113-nucleotide messenger RNA. It is a transcript of the gene gja3, whose product is annotated as gap junction protein, alpha 3. The coding region runs from base 431 to 1741 and encodes 436 amino acids. Lineage: Eukaryota; Metazoa; Chordata; Actinopteri; Cypriniformes; Cyprinidae. Gene Ontology annotation, cellular component: connexin complex. The record is from RefSeq and is a predicted model, not a curated record. Gene Ontology annotation, biological process: cell communication. The transcript has 3 exons.
UCAAAGUGACAGUAGCGAUGGCUGGGAACGGGAGACAGCUGCGCUUGGUGAGACCCCGUCUCCACACUCGGUUUGCCAUGAAAAACUAGGUUUUCUACGAGAGUUUGACCUCGGGUCUAUGUGUGAAGAACUUUUGUGAAUGAAUAAGUUGGCCGGCCACUUUCAAAAGAGUUUGGUAAGCUGGCAGUGCUGCCAGGAUUUGGGAACGGGGGGAGCGGGGAGGGCUCCUGCUACCUUUGGGAGGUCUGUAUGCUUUCAACGCACUCAAACUGUGGCACCAGUGGCCGCUGGAUAUUGCUUUCUUUAGAUAAGUUUGCCUACUUCAGUCAAGGGUCAUAGACUUGAUUUAGAACCUUAGUCGAUGGAUUUGCCGCCCUCAAAACAACAUCAUUUUAACUGUACUUUCUCUCUAGGCUAGAAAUCGUGAAGCAUGGGUGACUGGAGCUUUCUUGGACGGCUCUUGGAGAAUGCACAGGAACACUCAACCGUGAUCGGCAAAGUCUGGCUGACAGUACUCUUCAUUUUUAGGAUUCUGGUGUUGGGAGCGGCGGCCGAGGAGGUCUGGGGCGACGAGCAGUCGGACUUCACCUGCAACACGCAGCAACCCGGUUGCGAGAACGUCUGCUACGACGAGGCCUUCCCCAUCUCCCACAUCCGCUUCUGGGUGCUCCAAAUCAUUUUCGUGUCCACGCCGACGCUCAUCUACCUGGGCCAUGUCCUGCACAUCGUUCGAAUGGAAGAGAAGCGGAAAGAGCGCGAGGAGGAGCUACGAAAGGCCAGUCGGCUCCAGGAUGAGAAAGAACUCCUGUAUAGAAACGGAGGGGGAGGGGAGUCUGGUGGACGGGGUGGGGGCGGCGGUGGCAAAAAGGAGAAGCCGCCAAUCAGAGACGAGCAUGGCAAAAUCCGCAUUAGAGGUGCCUUGUUGCGCACCUACGUGUUCAACAUCAUUUUCAAGACCCUGUUUGAAGUGGGGUUCAUUUUAGGUCAGUAUUUCCUCUAUGGUUUCCAGUUGCGGCCCCUGUAUAAGUGUGCGCGGUGGCCCUGCCCCAACACGGUGGACUGCUUCAUUUCCCGGCCCACGGAAAAGACCAUCUUCAUCAUAUUUAUGCUUGUGGUGGCUUGCGUGUCCCUUUUGCUGAAUUUGUUAGAAAUCUAUCACCUCGGAUGGAAGAAGGUCAAACAGGGCAUGACCAACGAGUUUGCCCCCGACCGCGAGUCGCUGCCUGACGCAGACGAAGCGGAGGCCGAGUCUUCUAGAACUGCGCCUGCCACCCUCAGCUACCCGCCAGACUACACGGAGGUGGCAGUGGGUGGCGGAGCGUUCCUCCAGCCUGUGUCGGCACCCUCGACGGCCGAGUUCAAGAUGGACCCUCUGCGCGAGGAGCUGGAGGAGUCCUCGCCGUUCUACAUCAGCAACAACAACCACAGGCUGGCUGCCGAGCAGAACUGGGCCAACCUGGCCACCGAGCAGCAGACUCGGGAGAUGAACGCCACCUCCCCCUCCCCCUCCUCCUCCUCGUCUCGCUCCUCCGAUAACGGGCGGCAAGCCAAAGAUGCCGCUCAGCAUGCCGGCGCCCCCACCUCUCCUGGCGGUGGUUCGAGCGCCGGGCCGGAGGAGGGGCACGUCACCACCACGGUGGAGAUGCACGAGCCGCCCGUCAUUUUCACUGAUGCUCGACGACUGAGCAGGGCUAGUAAAGCCAGCAGCGCGAGAGCAAGGCCCAAUGAUUUGGCGGUGUAGUGGCUCUCCACUGCAAAGCGCAGGUUUUUGUGGACAAACACAAAAAAAUACACCAAAAAACACGAGGAAGAAAGAGGCAGAUUGCUGGAACGAAAACGUUAAUUCCAUUCAUAAAUAAUUCCAUUUUGCAAUGUAAAAUUACAAAGAGUUUAGUCAUCUCUUAUGGCUUAUGAAAGAUGGCUUCUGAAUGCUGGUUAGUGUUUUACGGAUGAGGAUGGUGGUGGUGGUGGAUGAGGAGAUACCCCCUCACAAUGUAAAGCGCUUUGAGUGCCUAGAAAAGUGCUAUAUAAAUGUAAUGAAUUAUUAUUAUUAUUAUUAUGCAGUAGCUGAAUGGAGCAGCAGAUCUGAUGCAGGUUAUGUUACACCAGAAUCUCAAGGAUUCAUUAAACAAAUGUCACUUAAAUUAGUCUUAUGACAAGGCCUUAAUGUAAAAACUUCCAUUCAGUCUGUUGAAUUUAUUAAGUAUAUAUUAAGUCACCAAAUCUAAAAUGUUUGCAGUACAAUAAUACAGGUUACAAUUAAGCAAAAAUACAGUUAAAGUACAACGUAAAUACACUCUGAGUAUUGAGCAGACAAUGACAUAGUCUCAUGUAUUAUUAUUUUUUGAAGUAUUUUUGAAGACUUGAAUAGGAUAUGAGACAAAUGGGGAAAAAAGAGAGUAGUUGAAGUAGUUGAAUCGAAGAAGUUCUCAAAUUUAUUAACACCCAAUUUAAAAAUGUUCUCUUUGUUGUUCCAGCAUCUGUCUCUACAUUUCCUCACUGUAAAGAGAAAUCAAAAGGUUGAGGAAGAAAAAAGUAAAAAGCACAUUGCCUGAUAAAAGUGGCAAACUUUAAUGCAUCACAGAGAAAAGGUCAUCCAUACACUGAAAAAUGAGCAUAUAACUGAGGCAAGUGAAAUAUUUAGAUAACUGUUGUACUACUGAAUGGUGCAGAGUUUUAAUUCAUAUAGCUUGUGUAUUCUCUGGACCAAGUUUCUAUUUUUCUUUUUUUCAAUCCCAUGAUCUGAAGUUCACAUCCUGCUCCUCUGUUGGAUUUGAGAGUUUUGAUAUAUGACCAUGUCCAAUCUUGCCAUCAGGAAUACAUGAUCACUUUUGAAGUAGUUAAUCAGAUGAGGGGAGUACUAACUCUCAUUACAUGUGACAUUUGAAAUCCGUAUUGGUUUUUAUUUCAAAAAGUUUGAGCAUUUUCUAAAAAGUAAGCAAUUGGUUGAGAAUGAGUACAAAAACAGUUAUCAAAAACAUUGCUUUUCUGUAGUCAGUUCGUGGUUGCCAAAAAGUAGUUACUUCAAAAUGGACAUAAAAAGAUGCUGCAAGUGUCUUGUGCUGAUAUGGAGUUUAUCCCCCAUUUUUUUCUCUCUUUUUUUGGUCCAGUUUCAGGUUACUGUGAGGCCCUCAUUUUCACUGACUACUACUGCUGUUGUGUAGAACAUGCCUUCUGUAAACAUAACAACUCGCAUCAACUUGACAGCACAACGUGAUUUUUUUUUUUUGGAAACCUUUACUAAACUGUUGUUGAGACCCAUUCAAACACAAUGUACAUUGCUUUUAUUAUCAGGUCUAUAUUUCUGCAAUCCAUUUAAAGAGACAGACAGCCCUGAAAUAGAAAUGGUACAUUGCUUCAUCACGCAGAGUUUGUGCUUAGGACAGUAUUACUUUUGCUUUUAUCAGAUCACAAUAUUUACAGAUAUAUGUUAUUUAUUUUCUGCCGUUUUAAUGUAUCCAAAAACGAAAGUGUGUUAUUUUGUCAUUUUUUGGUUCUUAAAGUUUACAUUUUAGUAAAUAGUUGAAGAUUUGCACAUUUAGGCAAAAGACACUGUUCAAUAAUUCUUACAUUGAUAGAAAGGAGGAAAUAUUUUUGAUCCUUAAAGGAAAAUGUCUUAAUGGUAAAAGUCGUUGUGUUGAUGGCAGUAUUAUUCCACUUAAAUAACAUCAAAUGUAAUUUAUAAAACAGCACUUGUAGAGUAUAAGAAAUAUACACGUUUCCCAUGUUUUAUUUUAGGACUGUUGUGGUGGCCUGAAAGGACCGCAGAAAAUUUGAACUUUGUGCAUUAUAGCAUUUCAUCCAUUCUGAAUUUGAAUUGGCCAGCCAGCCAGCUCUUUCCUAUCUCGAUCCGUUUGUAGUGUACUUAGUUGCAGCCCAUUAUUCUCAGAUAACACUCAUUUCUUGAACUUCUUGAACUGAUUUUCUCUAGCAGAGCUGAUUAUUCUGACCAAUCAGGGAAAUGAACCACCUACAUAUGCUCAGAACAGCAGCCUGUUUCAAUGCUGUCUUAAGAGAAGUGCCUUGUGUAUUAAAUUUUAUAAGAACAAGUUGAUGUAAAUGUUCAUUUACCUCAAAUGUUUACAAAGCUGUUACUAAAUAAACUUUUUGUAC